Gryllus bimaculatus (two-spotted cricket) is the source of this 5784-nucleotide messenger RNA. The record is from the annotation of a GenBank genome assembly. NCBI's taxonomy places the organism in Eukaryota, Metazoa, Arthropoda, Insecta, Orthoptera, Gryllidae.
GGAGCCUAGGAGGGAGGUAGUCAGAAGGGGAGAGGAUGUCUCAUCUACAUGAAGGUGUGGGCGUGUGUGUGAGGUAGUGUGCGUGACUGAUUCCAUAACAUCGUGGAGGGGGAAGUAUGAAAACUGGGAUGUUUUGCUCAAAAACCAGGACUCUGAAAUUAACCUGUGCAACAGCCACACCGCCUGGAGGAAGGGACACCAACAGCAUCAUCUGUAGAGGUAUAUUCAAUUCUGCUUUUCCCUUUAGGACUGCAUUACAAGUGUUAAGUGAUCGUUAUAACAAUGGCUGAUUCAGAAGUAGUGUCACCAGACAAGACUAAAGAAAAAAAAAAGAAGAAAGUAGGGUCCACCAAGGAAAAAGAGCCCAGAAAGAAAUCAGGAGCAGAAUCAGAGCUGCAAUCAGAUGCAAAACCCUUGACAGACACGGAACCACCAAAAGCGACAGAAGGAGGUAGUGCAAAUGCUGUACCAGGGGCUCCAGAAGAAUCUGCAGCAGCCUCAGACAGCAACAGGAAGAGCAAAAAAACCAAAAGUGCUUCUAAAUCUGAUGAAGCACCUGCACCUACCAAUGCAUCUGGUGAAGGCAGGAAAGCAUCUGUAAUAGAAGGUACAGCUCGAAAGGCUUCCACUGCAGAAGAGUCUUCCACACCUGGUGCAGGGACUAGUCGAAAAGCAUCUGCUGUGGCACCACCUGCAGAAGAGAGUACAACCUCUGAAUCAGCUGACAAGGAAAGUGAGGACCAUUUGAGAAAACUAGAUCCAAAUGAAUUACCACCACCCAUUGAAGGCACGUAUGUUGUUCCUCCAGCUGCUACGAAAAAAGAUAUCGACCUCUUACAGGAUUUGGAUGAAAAUAAGUUGAUGGAACUAAAAGAGGCAUUUGAAUUAUUCGACUAUAAUCAAGACGGUUUCAUUGAUUAUAAAGAUCUGAAGUUAACAUACCAAACACUUGGUUAUCCUGAUGUCCCAGAUGAUGAUAUUGCAAAUAUGCUGGCAGAGGCAAUUAGUCCUCUUGACUUUGAUGCAUUUGUGAUUCUCUUGGGAUACAAAACUAUUGAAAUGGAUCCAGAAGCUGUAUUAACAGAGGCCCUGGCUUGUUGGGAUUAUGACAAUUCUGGUCUUAUAUCAGAAGACAGAAUUAAACAUGAUUUGGUGACAUGGGGUGAUAAGUUCACACCAGAAGAGGCUGAGCAGGCUCUGGAAGAUGCACCAAUUUAUGUUAGCAAGAAAGGAGUGACAAUGAUUGAUUACAUGAAGUUUAGUAACACUUUAUGUGGACUUCGGAAGAAAGCAAAGAUGGCACCAGAUGGCUUAAAUGACGAUUUGGAGUUUCCUGUAUGGGGACUUUUACCUAAGAAGGAGACCGGUGUUACUUCAUUUUUGAAUAAAUAUCCGGAAUAUGAUGGAAGAGGAAUUGUUAUUGCAAUUUUCGAUUCAGGAGUUGACCCAGGUGCUCCAGGAUUACAGAUUACGAGUGAAGGUAAACCAAAAGUCAUAGACCGUUUCGACUGCAGUGGUGCUGGAGAUGUUGAUACUUCCACUGUUGUUGAAGCUAAAGAUGGGAUAAUACAAGGUCUUUCUGGUCGGAAACUGAGGAUUCCACCUACUUGGCAAAAUCCUAGUGGAAGUUAUCACAUUGGUAUAAAAAAUGGAUUUGACCUGUAUCCCUCAAAAUUGAAGGAGCGAAUUGAGAAAGAACGGAAGGAAAAGUUGUGGGAUCCAGGACACAAAAGAGCAUUGGCUGAAGCCACUCGCAAAUUACAGGAAUUUGAAGCAAAAAUAUCCUCUCCUUUGUCUAAUGAAGAUAAACUCAUUAAAGAAGAUUUGGAAGCCCAGGUGGAUGUUUUAAAUACCAUGGAAAAAAAGUAUUUUGAUGUGGGACCAGCUUAUGAUUGUGUGGUCUUUCACGAUGGUCAUAUGUGGAAAGCAUGUGUAGAUACAUCUGAAAAAGGUGACUUGGCAAAUUGUCGUGUUUUGGGUGAAUAUAGCAAAACGCAAGAUUUUACUGUUUUGACAAAGUCUGAUCAGCUCAGCUACAGUAUUAAUGUAUAUAAUGAUGGAAAUACGUUGGAGAUUGUGAGCAUGUGCUCAAGUCAUGGUACCCAUGUUGCAUCAAUUGCAGCUGCGUACUUUCCAGAUUGUCCAGAGAAGAAUGGUGCAGCUCCUGGUGCUCAAAUUGUUUCACUAACAAUUGGAGAUAAUCGGUUAGGAUCAAUGGAAACUGGAACAGCACUUGUACGUGCAAUGAUAAAAAUAAUGGAACGGAGUGGCCCAAAUAAAAUUCAUGUAAUUAAUAUGAGUUAUGGAGAACAUGCUCACUUUUCUUCUUCGGGACGAAUUGGAACUUUAAUGAAUGAAGUUAUUGAUAAACAUGGUGUGGUUUGGGUAGGAUCUGCUGGAAAUCAUGGGCCAGCAUUAUGUACCAUUGGAACUCCUCCAGAUAUAAGUACAAAUAGUAUUAUUGGUGUUGGUGCUUAUGUAUCUCCAGAUAUGAUGAUUGCUGAGUAUUCUCUGAGACAAAAGUUACCAGGAAUGCCAUAUACAUGGACAUCUCGUGGCCCUACAAUUGAUGGAGAUUUUGGAGUCACUGUCUGUGCUCCAGGAGGUGCAAUUACAUCAGUUCCAAAUUUUACUUUGAGAAACAGUCAACUAAUGAAUGGUACAAGCAUGGCUGCUCCACAUGUAUGUGGUGCUAUAGCAUUAUUGUUGUCUGGAUUGGAAAAGCAGCAUUUAAAAUAUUCACCAUAUAGUGUGAAGAGGGCUUUAGAGAAUACAGCUUUAUAUUUGGAUUCCAUUGAUUGCUUUGCACAAGGCCAUGGUCUUCUUCAGGUGGAGAAGGCAUUCGAACAUCUGACUCAGUAUCACAAUCAACCAGAACGAGAUGUCAGGUUACAUGUUUCUUGUGGAGUUAGCAAUAGCAAAGGAAUCCAUUUACGUGGAGGUUUACAGGAUCGACCCAAAGAUUACACUGUGAAUGUAGAACCAUUCUUUGCAGAUGCAGAUAACAUGGAUGCCAGUAAGAAGAUUGAUUUUGGAAUGAAAUUGGUGCUAUCAUGUAAUGAAUCAUGGGUUCAAUAUCCUUCUCACUUAGAUUUAAUGAAUAUGGCUAGAAUUUUUACAGUUCGUGUAGAUCCUACUGGUCUACCUCAUGGUGUCCAUUUUACCAGCAUUAAAGCAUUUGACGUUGGAUGUGUUACGAAAGGCCCAGUUUUUCAGGUGCCUAUCACUGUUGUGCGGCCAGUGGAAAUUCCUCGGGACAAAUUUGUUCCAGAAUUAACAUUUCCAGAUGUUCUUUUCAAACCAAACACUAUAAAUCGCCACUUUAUUCUUGUGCCAGAUGAUGCUACAUGGGCAGUGUUGCGCCUUCAUUGCAAAGAUAAGGACAAAUCAGGGCGCUUUGUUCUACAUACGUUGCAACUGCGACCAAAGAUGGUAUGCAAGACAGUGGAGUGCCAUAAAAUGUUGAAUGUCACAGCACAAGCUGAUGUCGUUCAAGGCUUUUCUGUGAAAGGAGGACUAGUUUUGGAAAUGGUUGUGGCAAAAUAUUGGGCAAAUAUAGGAGAAGUUGUCGUAGAUUACACGUUGGCUUUUCAUGGUGUUCGGCCUGAGGGUUCUUCUGUUACCAUGCAAGGUGCCGAUGGCAUUAUGUCAAUAGAGUUACGAAGCGGGUUGAGAUGUGAAGAGAUAGCACCAGUAAUUACUUUGAAGAACACUGUUCAAGUACUUAGACCAUCUGAUUCAAAAAUAAGCCCAUUGACUUCAAGAGAUGUAAUACCACCAGCUCGUCAGAUUUAUGAAUUGCAGCUCACAUACAAUUUUCACAUUGCCAAAUCCACUGAUGUUACACCGAUGAACCCAUGGUUGAGUGAUUUGCUCUAUGAAUCAGAGUAUGAAUCCCAGCUAUGGAUGUUAUUUGAUGCUAAUAAACAAUUAAUUGCUUCUGGUGAUGCUUAUCCUUGCAAGUAUGUUGUUAAAUUGGAUAAAGGUGAUUAUGUUAUCAAAAUGCAUGUUCGUCAUGAAAAAAAGGAGCUUCUUGACAAAUUGACAGACCAACCGAUGCUGUUGUCUCAGAAACUCCCAAACUCACUGUCUCUAGAUGUCUAUGCUAGUCAGACACAAGCCACAACUGGAGGAAAGAAGAUGGUGGGGGCCACGUUGCCUCCAGGACACAUUUUACCUUUCUAUAUUGCACCUCUUGCCAACGACAAGAUAGGAAAAGGAAUUUCGGUUGGUCAGUUUUUAUCUGGCACUAUCACUUAUGCUAAAGACGAGAUUGGGAAGAAAGUGGAUACAUAUCCUUUCAAGUAUGUUAUUCCAGAGCCUCCUAAAAGAACUAAUAAAAGUCCAGAAUCCAAAGACAAAGAAAAAACAAAGUGGGAUGAAUAUAAUGAAGCUGUUAGAGAUCUCAAAACUUCAUGGCUUGCCAAAUUGGAGGCGGGUGACCAAGCCACAGCUUUGUAUGAAGAACUUUCAACAGCUUAUCCUGACCAUUUACCUGCACACACAGCAAUGUUACAGUGUUUGGAUUCUAGUGAGCACAAAACAAACCUACCACUGCUUGAAAUGGUAGAAGAUAUGGAUUCAGCAUUGGCAAAAACAUACAAUAAGAUCAUAAGUGUUGCAGAUACUGUAAUAAAUUCCGUUAAUCAGACUGUUCUUCUCGCCUACUUUGGCAUUAAAAGUGACAAUCGACCUGAUGCUGCAAAGAUAAGGAGUUCCAUGGAACGACAAAAACAAGCAUUAGUUGAAGCAUUAGCCAAGAAAGGUUGUGCACUCUGCCGCAUAUAUAAUAAAAAAGAAAGUGGUGAUGGCCCGAAAGCUUUAGAAAGUAUUGAUAUGGUAUGGAGAGAAGUCUUAAAAUUUGUAGAUGCCACUGACAGUAAAGCAAUAUACUUCUCGAUGUGGCAUGCUACUUUAAAUCGGCAUUAUGGACGUGCACUCAAAAUGCUUUUGAAACUUGGUGAAGACAAACCGAGUAAGGAACUGGAUGAAAAGAUUACAGAGAUUGCUCGGAAGUUGGGUUGGACACAUUGGGUCUAUUACUUUGAAAGUGCACUGCCUGUUCGUUUCCCUCCUUCAUACCGGCCUUUCUGAUGAUAUGGUAAUUUAUUGUAGGAAUAAUUGAAAAAAAUCAUUUUCUACCUCUUAACCCAGAGGAUCUGCAGAGACAGUGUGCAAACGCGUACAGAAUUCCCAUAAGUCAUGUGAAAAAUUGAAUUUUAUAAAUGUCUUAAAAAUAUUGAUAUCCAUAAAACUUGUAUUAUGAAUGUUGUUUUUUUCUCCGCAAUUUGUAGUCUAAGACUACAAUUCCUCCUUAUAAUAAAGUACUCUUGUUGAGUUAAAGAACUUUUGUAAUUCACAGUUUUCAGGUACUUGCAACUAAAGUAAACAUGCUAAAAUUACAAGGUCUUCUCUCCUGUACACUUUUUCCAAAACUGGGAUUUGAUGGAAAAUAUCAAACUGGUUUCCAAAAGCAUUUCUAGUUCUGUUAGUAUUGUUUGAGAGAGAAGAGUUUGUUAUUUUAACUGUAAAUGUAAUAUUAUUGGUGAAAAGCGAGACCCACUUCUAAUUGAAUAACCUUAAUCUUCCUACAUAUACACACUGUAGAACAAAAAAAGGCAGACUUUCUCAUACUUCUUAACUAAUUUCUUUGGUCUAGGAUAGCUAUCUGCUCUUGCUCUAUCCUCUUGUCAUUGCCAUCUAUUGAUGCCCCAAAUUAUUUCUUUUGAAAUUUUUUGUUUUCCAGUUUUCUAAUAAAAUAUUACUUUUAGAUUAUAAAAGAAG